CUGACAGGGACCCUUGGCCGAGCAGUAACAUUCAGCGGUGCCCAGAGCUGUUACUGUACCUACUGAAUCAUGGAGAGCAACACACAGAGCUCAUCUGUUUCCUCAUGGAGAGAAUGUUCUGUCAUACAGCGGAUCCGCAUGUUGGUCCCUGUUGGGUUCAAGGCAGAAAUAAUAGAGCUGUGUAAACUGGCCGGACCAGUGAUAUUGGCCCAGUCCAUGACUUUUGCAGUGAGUUUUGUCAGCACUGUAUUCUGUGGCCAUCUGGGGAAGACAGAGCUGGCAGGGGUGUCUUUGGCUAUAGCAGUUAUUAAUGUUACAGGUGUAUCUAUUGGAGCUGGUUUGGCUUCAGCAUGUGAUACUCUGAUUUCUCAGACCUUUGGGGGCCGCAACCUGCUGAGAGUCGGGGUCAUUCUGCAGCGGGCGAUCCUCAUUUUGUUACUAGCAUGUUUCCCCUGUUGGGCAAUCCUUGCAAACACAGAGCUCAUUCUGUUGGCUGUCAGACAGAAUCCAGAGGUGGCCAGGUUAUCUCAGGUGUACGUAAAUAUCUUUAUGCCUGCACUGCCUGCUACAUUCAUGUUUUCAUUAAAAACAAGAUAUCUGCAAAACCAGGGCAUCAUAUGGCCACAGGUAAUCACUGGCGUUGUGGUCAAUCUUCUUAACGCUCUCAUCAACUACAUCUUGCUUUACGCAUUAAAGCUGGGAGUAGAAGGUUCUGCUGUCGCCAACACCCUCUCCCAGUUCUCCAUGGUUGGGAUCCUCUAUGCAUAUAUCUGGUGGAAAGGCCUUCAUAAGGCCACCUGGGGAGGCUGGUCUAAAGAGUGCAUGCUGGACUGGGGCUUGUACCUCCGCUUGGCCAUCCCCAGCAUGGUCAUGUUGUGUGUUGAGUGGUGGACGUAUGAAGUUGGAGGAUUUCUGGCAGGUCUGAUCAGUGAGGUGGAGCUUGGAGCUCAAGCAGUUGUAUACGAAUUGGCAAAUGUUGCAUACAUGUUCCCUAUGGGUUUCAGUAUAGCAGGCAAUGUACGAGUUGGAAAUGCCCUGGGAGCUGGAAACACAGAGGAAGCUAAGCUGUCUGCUAAACUGACAAUGUUCUGCUCAGGGUCAGUCUCUGUAUGUUUGGCAGUUCUCAUUGGGAGCCUGAAGGACCAUAUCUCUUAUGUCUUUACAUAUGACGAAGAAAUCAGGGAGAGGGCUGCAGAUGUAAUGGCUUUAUAUGCCCCAUUCAUGUUCCUAGAUGCUAUAUCAGCUGCUUCAGGAGGCAUUAUAAGAGGAGCAGGUAAACAGAGGAUUGGAGCUGUUUGCUACUUUUUGGGAUAUUAUGGUGUUGGUUUUCCCAUUGGAGUGUCGCUGAUGUUUGCAGCCAAAUUAGGAAUCAAGGGUCUGUGGAUAGGUCUGUUUACCUGUGUGGCUCUUCAGUGCACAUUCCUGAUUACCUACCUUGUGAGAAUGAACUGGAAAAAAGCUACAAUCGAGGCUCAAAUCAGAGCGGGAGUGCGUGGGAGCUCCACAGACACAGGUCCCCAACCUGAUGAUCACGGCCAAACAGACAUCCAGGACCUAGUUGACGCUGAGGCGGCAACAGCAGUAAGAACAGUGGGAGAGGAGCUCUCAUAUAGUACCCUGGUUCUGCGUAGGGGCCUUGCUCUGGCUGGCAUGCUAUUCAUCCUGGCUGCUGGAAUUAUUAUAAACCUGCUUAUCAUGAACUUGGAUACAUGGACAUGAGCAAAGUCUACUGUAUUCAGUGAAAUAAUACUUUUGCCACUGGAACAUGAUGUGAUGCAGACAUCUGCAGGAAAGGGUGUUAGAACAUGAAGAACAAAGGCACACGUGCAGAUAGGCAGAAAGUAGGCAGAUCACAGAGAGUGAAAUGGUGUAUGAUCAAUCAAUUAAUCCAUUGAAGCCAAAUAUUAGUCAAACAUUAAUUUGCAAGAUUUUUCCAGUGAAUCUGCCAAUGUAUGGCUCACAACCACACUCUGUUAAAGAGAAUGAGUCAAACUGAAGACAACCUUUGUAUUUAACACAUUAAACAGAAGCAUUGUGGUUUUGGA
Epinephelus lanceolatus (giant grouper) is the source of this 2045-nucleotide messenger RNA. It is a transcript of the gene slc47a3, whose product is annotated as solute carrier family 47 member 3. The record is from RefSeq and is a predicted model, not a curated record. Gene Ontology annotation, biological process: xenobiotic detoxification by transmembrane export across the plasma membrane. Gene Ontology annotation, molecular function: xenobiotic transmembrane transporter activity; antiporter activity. Gene Ontology annotation, cellular component: membrane. Lineage: Eukaryota; Metazoa; Chordata; Actinopteri; Perciformes; Serranidae.